Messenger RNA from Podospora bellae-mahoneyi, 1374 nucleotides. RefSeq lists its product as uncharacterized. The record is from RefSeq and is a predicted model, not a curated record. Lineage: Eukaryota; Fungi; Ascomycota; Sordariomycetes; Sordariales; Podosporaceae. The transcript has a single exon. Gene Ontology annotation, molecular function: monooxygenase activity; iron ion binding; heme binding. The coding region runs from base 1 to 1374 and encodes 457 amino acids.
AUGUCUUCCCUACAUGUUUGGGAACGGCCACCGCCGUCAUCGUCUCUCUUCUUCUCCUCACCAGGGCAAUCACCUCUAAAAAGACGUCCAAAUUCUCCUCCCUCCCCUUACCACCCGGCCCACCUACCCUUCCCAUUAUCGGAAACCUCCACCAAGCACCCAAAACCCACCCAUGGUUCCAAUUCCACACCUGGGCCAAAACCUACGGCCCCGUCUUCCACCUCAACAUGGCCGGCCAGCACGUCAUCGUCCUCACCACCAACAAAGCAGCCCACGACCUCCUCGCCAGAUAAGGUGCCACCUUCUCGGACAGACCUCACUUUGUCGUCGCGCACGAGCUGGCCCUCCAGGGAAUGCACAUGCUCCUCCGACCAUACGACCAACGCUUCAAACUCCACCAAAAAGCUCGAGAGCCCCGUGCUGGGCGAACGAGCGGCAAAGGCCUACGUCAAGAUCCAAUACUUGGAGUCGAAACAGCUCCUCCUUGACCUCUUACGUGGGGGUGGGAAACCAAUCAACCCCCACGACGAAAUAGAGCGCAUGACCGCCAGCGUGAUCUACACCCUCUUUUACGGGCAGAGGGUCCGCGAGGCGAAUGAUGCCAUCCUGCUUCAGGCUCACGCUGUAAACCACGAGUUCGACCAGCUGGCGCAGGCGGGAAAGUAUCUGGUUGAUUCGUUCCCUGUGCUGAACCGGCUGCCGGGAUUUUUGGCUCCUUGGAAGGCGGAGGCGGCGGAGCACUGGGGGAAACAACGGGCCCUUCACGUGGGGAUUUUGGAGAGGGGGUUGCAUGGGAGGAGUUGGAAUGUUGCGCGGCAGAUGAAGAGGGCGGUUGAUGGGAUGGGUGAGGUUGUUAUGUCUGUGGAUGAGUUGGCGUUGGAUAUUGGGAUUAUGGCUGAUGCUGCGCUUGAUGCGAGCACGGAGACGAUCAUGUGGUUUGUUUUGGCUUGUGUUACUGAGGGCCAUAGGGGGUGGGUUGACAAGGCACAGGGGGACUUGGAUCGUGUUGUUGGACGGGGGCGGUUGCCCGCCUUUGAUGACCGGGCUGGGUUGCCGUAUGUUACUGCUGCUGUGAACGAGUUAAUGCGGUGGCGGCCGGCGGGCGCGGCGGGGGUGCCGCAUUUUACCAAGGUGGAGAGCAGCUAUGAAGGUUGGCGGAUUCCUGCCAACUCGGUAGUGAUUCCGAAUCAUUGGGCGAUUACACGGGAGGAGGCUGUAUUUGGCCCGGAUGUGGAAGCGUUUGUGCCAGAGCCGUGGCUGGGAGAGGAGCUUCCCAUCGUUGGGUUUGGGUAUGGACGCCGGAUAUGCCCCGGCCGGCUUUGUUGCGCGGAAUGGCUUGUGGAUAGCGGUCGCACGGCUGUUGUGGGCUUUUGA